CUACCUUGACCGAAAGACGUAACAUUAGAAACUACGGGCAGUGUUUGAAGAUGGCGCAGAACUCUGUGUCCCUGUCCGCCGGCGAUCGAAGGAGCCGGGUGGCUUACCUCAGCGCUUCCCACGGUGACCUCAGCUCAUCGGCUUUAGCGUUGGCGAUGGUCUCCGGAGACAGCUUCCUCGUUACCAGGCCCGAGGCGAUUCUUCCAGAAUCUGUUCCUCGAUCCUCUGUGCGGCUGAACUUCCGGACCGAGAGCCGUCGGGCGCCUGGUGGCGGCCGAAGCCCGACCCGCUUUAAUGAGGGAAGGGAACUGGAGGCGCGGAGCCGAAGCCGACAGGCCAGAUUCUCACCUUACCCGGGCCCUGCGGUGAAACUCGACCUUCUAAGAAGUGUCCUGCAACAGCGUCUGGUGGCACUUGGAGGAGUUAUCGUAGCCCGUCUUUCGGCUUAAAACCAAUAUCUUCCUCGGCCCUUCAAUUAGCGUGUAAACAAGGCCUCUCUCUAAAAUA
Cervus elaphus (red deer) is the source of this 507-nucleotide messenger RNA. It is a transcript of the gene C1H11orf71, whose product is annotated as chromosome 1 C11orf71 homolog. The record is from RefSeq and is a predicted model, not a curated record. NCBI's taxonomy places the organism in Eukaryota, Metazoa, Chordata, Mammalia, Artiodactyla, Cervidae. Gene Ontology annotation, cellular component: nucleus. The transcript has a single exon. The coding region runs from base 51 to 449 and encodes 132 amino acids.